GUUGAUAUUUGCAAGGGCCUGGCAACUCUAACCUAUGCGAAAUAACCGACCAAAUUGAUUCGUCCGGUUGUUCGUGAAAGAAGGCGGAAGGUUAAACAGUAUUUGUAAUAUAUACUCGGCAAGCAAUUUGAAAAUUGUGAAAGUAAAAAACUACAGGAAAAAUGGCUUCUGGUGUAACUGUGUCGGAUGUCUGCAAGACUACAUACGAGGAAAUAAAGAAGGACAAAAAACAUCGCUAUGUUAUUUUCUACAUUCGCGAUGAGAAGCAGAUUGACGUGGAGACUGUGGCAGAUCGCAACGCCGAAUACGAUCAGUUUCUAGAAGACAUCCAGAAAUGCGGUCCUGGAGAGUGCCGGUACGGAUUGUUCGACUUUGAAUACAUGCACCAAUGCCAAGGCACCUCUGAGAGUUCAAAGAAGCAAAAGCUGUUCCUUAUGUCAUGGUGUCCCGAUACUGCCAAGGUCAAGAAGAAGAUGUUGUACUCCAGCUCUUUCGAUGCUCUGAAGAAGUCGCUGGUGGGCGUGCAAAAGUACAUACAAGCCACUGACCUUUCCGAAGCCUCCCGGGAAGCCGUCGAGGAGAAACUCCGGGCCACCGACCGCCAAUAAACUGUACGAGCACUGUGCAUUGCAUUUAACAAACAAGGCAUGCAUGAAACAGCGAUGGAAACACGUAUCCUGUUGAGAUCGCCAAUUUGUAUGAGAAUUUUCUACAUAAUUUGUAUUUUCAGUAGAAAUAAAGAAUGAAAUAUUUAACUUGA
Messenger RNA from Drosophila biarmipes, 760 nucleotides. It is a transcript of the gene tsr, whose product is annotated as cofilin/actin-depolymerizing factor homolog. The transcript has 4 exons. Gene Ontology annotation, biological process: cell motility; actin filament severing; actin filament fragmentation. The record is from RefSeq and is a predicted model, not a curated record. Gene Ontology annotation, cellular component: cytoplasm; actin cytoskeleton; actin cortical patch. Bases 162 to 608 code for a protein of 148 amino acids. Gene Ontology annotation, molecular function: actin filament binding. NCBI's taxonomy places the organism in Eukaryota, Metazoa, Arthropoda, Insecta, Diptera, Drosophilidae.